Biomphalaria glabrata is the source of this 1017-nucleotide messenger RNA. RefSeq lists its product as uncharacterized. The transcript is spliced from 2 exons. The coding region runs from base 118 to 702 and encodes 194 amino acids. NCBI's taxonomy places the organism in Eukaryota, Metazoa, Mollusca, Gastropoda, Planorbidae. The record is from RefSeq and is a predicted model, not a curated record.
CAAAAUAGCCGACAGCGUAAACACAUUCUUGUAGUGAAAGUCACUGAAAGCCUUGCACAAGACAGUUUCAGUUGUUUGGUAUUUGUAAACAUCAAAGAAAAUAUCUUUUACAUUAAAAUGCCUCGACCAAAGGGACGAAGAAUGCUAGAGAAGCUCAAUAAAGCAAGAAAUGUUAUGCUAUCUGACAAGCUGCGUGGAAAUUCGUCUAGGUCUAGUUUAGAUCCAGCAUCAGAAGGACAACGUGGUGCAUCCAGAUCGAAAUUAGACCGUCUUUCAAUAAAUACUGAUGUUCCAAGUGAUCUAGAUCUACAAGAAACAGAGCAAUUAUGGACUAUUGCUAAUACUAAUCAGCUUACUGAUUUGAUGUCGGAUGCAUUAUGCCCUAAUUGUUUUCAGUCAAGUUUGACUAUUAGAGUUAUAAAAGAUGAAAACAUGGGGUUCGCAUCAAAGUUGAAGUUAUGUUGUAGAUCUAGUAGUUGUGGAUAUACUAAAUCAAAGUUUUCAUCUCCAAGAAUACAAAAAAGUAACUGUUCAAAUGUUGCAUUUGAAAUGAACACCAAGAUGGUUUUAUACAGCCAUGAGAUAGGAAAGGGUUUCACUUCGCUGCAGACAUUUAGCAGCGUCCUAGGAAUUUCUGGAAUCAGCCAGAGAGCCUUUAAAGACCAUGAUAAUAAAAUCACAGACUGUGAAGUGGAAUCUUAGGACAUAGUAAUAAAAAAAAAUAAAAAUUUUCUCACUGGCCGCUAGAGGAACCUCUUAUCUUUAGAAUAAACUCAAGAAAAUGUCAUAAAAACACUCAGUUAUAAAGCAAUGUCUUUUCUUAGGACAUGCUUAAUUUCAGUUUUGUAAAACCUGAACAGGAAAUUGUUUUGAUGUCAAAUGUGUUUUUAGAUCCAAUAUGGCCGCCUGUGAGAGUACCUAAUUUAGAGAUUCCUAUUUUUUUUUCAUUGUGAUAAUCUAAAAGUUUAAUUACUUUUUUUUAAUUUCAACCUUAGUUGUUUUUUUUUAAAUUAUAUU